This is a messenger RNA of Musca vetustissima, 733 nucleotides long. RefSeq names its product survival motor neuron protein (gene Smn). The transcript is spliced from 2 exons. Gene Ontology annotation, cellular component: cytoplasm; nucleus. Bases 1 to 723 code for a protein of 240 amino acids. Gene Ontology annotation, biological process: mRNA processing. The record is from RefSeq and is a predicted model, not a curated record. Lineage: Eukaryota; Metazoa; Arthropoda; Insecta; Diptera; Muscidae. Gene Ontology annotation, molecular function: RNA binding.
AUGUCAGCUGCUAAGGUGCCAAAUGAAUCGAAGGAUGCGACGGCAGCAGCAGAUGAUGUCUGGGAUGACACGCUUUUGAUAAAAGCUUAUGAUGAUUCCGUUAAGUUGGCUCGGGAGGAAUUGGCGCGUCGCAUAUCACUAUCGACCAGUAAGAAAAGCGAUACCAACGACACCAGUGAGGGUAAAAAAUCCAAGUCCAGCGGUAGUGGUGCCGGUACUGCUGCCGGUGGCACUUUGGAAAAUAUUGCAUCUCAUGCUGAAUAUAAAGUUGGAGAUUAUGUUCGAGCCACCUAUGAGGAUGGCAUCGAUUAUGAGGCAAAAAUAAUGUCCAUCGAUAAGGAGGCGGGCACUUGUCUUCUAAAAUAUAUCGGCUAUGAUAAUGUCCAAGAGGUGGCAUUGUGUGAUCUUAUUGCUUCGUGGGGCAAGAAAUAUCGACGUUUACAAUUCGCCAAGGCUAAACUUGAAGCUGAGACAACAGCACCGGAUGAUGCUGUUAAUGUCACUUGUCCCAGUACCAGUGGCAAGACGGCAAAGAAAAUUAAAACAAAAUUAAGUAAAUCCACAAUGCCUCCCCCGCCUCCAAUACCACCUAUGUUGACUGCAUCUCAUAAUGCCGAAGAUUCGGAACAUUUAUCGGCAAUGUUAAUGUCAUGGUAUAUGAGUGGCUAUUAUACGGGUGUAUAUCAGGGUAUGCAAAUGGCAAAAUCGAAGACAAAGAAGUAAAUUUGUUUUA